UGGAGUCGAGCGCUUGGAAGCUGACGCGUGGACCCGGCGAAUCCUUCUCACAGCCCCUGCUCGGGCGAACCUCGCCUCAGACCCGGCGCUGCAAUUCAUUAGAUACAACUAAUGAAUACAGUCAACAUGUUCUAUACACAUGUGCUUAUGAGUAAACGAGGGCCACUGGCCAAAAUAUGGCUUGCAGCUCACUGGGAGAAGAAACUUACAAAGGCCCAUGUAUUUGAAUGUAAUCUAGAGAUAACCAUUGAAAAAAUUCUUUCACCUAAGGUGAAAAUUGCACUUCGAACUUCAGGACACCUUCUUUUGGGAGUUGUUCGAAUCUAUAAUAGGAAGGCAAAGUAUCUUUUGGCAGAUUGCAGUGAAGCAUUUCUUAAAAUGAAGAUGGCUUUUCGCCCAGGACUGGUUGACCUUCCAAAAGAGAAUUUUGAAGCAGCUUAUAAUACUAUCACAUUGCCAGAAGAAUUUCAUGAUUUUGAAAACCAGCAUAUGAAUGCUAUUGAUAUUUCACAACACUUUGCUCAGAACCAAAGCAGACCAGAAGAAAUAACACUUAGAGAAGAUUAUGAAAAUGAUCUACUUUUUCCAUCUGGGAGUUUUGGGGAGGAAGCUGAAAUUCUUAGAAGACAUAGCUUCUUUGAUGACAACAUAUUACUGAAUUCCAGUGGUCCUUUACUUGAACACAGUUCUGGAAGCCUUACUGGAGAAAAAUCUCUGUUCUAUGACAGUGGAGAUGGAUUUGGUGAUGAAGGAGCUGCAGGAGAAAUGAUUGACAAUCUAUUGCAAAAUAAUAAGAAUAUCCUGUUAGAAGACAUGCAUUCGAACACAGAGAUUUCCCUGCCUCCUGAGCCUCCCGGUACUGUAGUGGUAGAACCAGAUAAUCCAGAGUGUGUAUGUCUACCUGAAAAUGAAAAAAGGGAUGAAACAACAUUCUCAUUAAACGAAGAGGAAGGAUUUACCCUUGAACCAAUUGAUGCUUCAGACAUUGCUGGGAAAAGGAAAGGCAAAAAGAGGAGAUUGCUCAUAGAUCCAGUAAAGGAGAUCAGUAGCAAAAUCAUGCAUAAACAGCUUACUUUCUUUACGGACACACUCAUGGUUUUGAAACUUGCACCUCCUACCCAAAGAUUAAUGAUGUGGAAAAAGAAGGGAGGAGCAGAUACACUUCUGUCAACUGCUUCCCAGGACUUGACUCAUGCUGAACUGAAAAUGUUGUUUACAAAAUGCUUUCUGCCCUCUGCCUUUAAACUUGGAAGAAAAUUGCUACAGAAGGAGUCAGUAAGGGAAGAAAUGGAAAGUAAAAACAUAAUAGAGACCUCCAUGAUGGAAGAGCCAAAUUUCCAGCAAGAGUCGAGUGAACCCCAGACUUGGAAGGAUGUGAUUGAUGUAUCUAAGUGUAACUCUCAUGAGGAUCCCAGUAAAAAUAUUAACUCUGAGCAGUAUAUUGUUGAAAUGGUGUCUUCAGUUGCAGAGGAAUCAACUUUAAUGAAUACCUUUUUGGCACAAGAAAUUGAAUAUUGUCCAGUUGAAUUGGAGUCAUCGGGGAAUGAACAAAAUAUUGAGGCAGAGAGAUGGGAUCGAAGAAUACUUCAGAUGUUAAAUAGUUUACGGGAAUCUAACAAGAUGGGAAUGCAGUCCUUUAGUCUGAUGAAGCUCUGUAAAAAUAAUGAUCGAAAACAAGCAGCUGCCAAAUUUUAUAGUUUUCUUGUCCUAAAAAAACAGCGGGUUAUUGAGCUGAGCCAGAGCACUCCCUAUGCAGAUAUUAUAGCUACAAUAGGACCAAUGUUCCACGAUAUGUGAAGGAAGUCCAGAAUAUGCACAUUUAUGUCAUCACUGGAAUUUCUAUAGAUUGUUCAAUGCAAUGCAGAAGCCAUCUGGAAGCAGCUGAAGUCUGAUCCAUUUCAUAGAUAGGCCGACCUCCUAUUUCCUCUCUGUAAGUUCAGAAAAAUCAUAGCCAGAAUUAGAAGCCUAUAUGCUUACAGAAAUAAUUAUAGCUAAGUAAUUUUUUAGCUUAGCUGAUUUGAAUAUAUAACAUUUGUCAUUUUCCUGACUUAAAUGUAGCCUUUAGGGUUCAUUUAGGAUAUAUUUAAAAAACACUAUAUAUAUGCCUUUGAGAAACAUUCAAGGAUGUUUUUUUAAAGGCAAUUUUACAUUGGAUUAUUUACUUGAAUUUUAUGGGAUUAAUUAAUGAGUAAUACUUUCAUAUUUCUACACAGUUUAUUUGCUUGCAAUGUAUAUCAUCCUUGAUUUGAUCUAAUGCUGUGGUUUUUAAUGUAGUAUCUUAACUGAAGAGUUAUGAAAUUUAUCUUUGUUUUAAAUUACCUGAGUGGCUCUUAGUCUAUUUAUAGGUCAUUUAAUCAUUUUAUUUAUUAUUUAAUGAUUAUUAUAACCACCAUUAAUGUGUCAGCAAAACUAAAUCUUAUGUUAAAAAAAAUUAGCCAACACUUAUUCAGCAUAUUGUCUGCAGCUACAAUUUGAGUAAAGAUCACUAAGAUAAAUGUCCUCUCACUUAAUGUUUACUGAGCAUUUUUGACAAUGAAACCAUAGUUUUUCUUUUUUCUUAGUUGGAUUUUGAGUUAGAAAAUUUUCGUAUUCUCUGUGAGCUCCAUAGUAUACUGUAAAAUAAAGCCUAUGGUACUCUUUAAAAUACUAUUGUAUCUGUAAUUAUGCUACAAACAACUAAAUUCUAAAUGUCCUCUCUGAAUGUAUUAACUAUAAGAUUUAAAUGUCAAAAUUGUGUUUUUAAAAUUUUAUUUUUUAAAUUAACAUGCAGAAAAAUUGACUUCUUAAUUUUAGUGCACAGUUCUACGAAUUUUAACAGAUGUAUAGAUUCUUGUAGCCACCUCCAUGAUCAGGAUAUAAACUGUAACAUCACCCUGAAAAACUCCCUUGUGUUAUUCCUUUGCAGUCACACCUUUCCCCGUCAUAACAUUUGGCAACCAUUCUUCUCCAUGAUUACAUUUUGUCUUUUUGAGAAUGUCAUACAAAUGGAAUCGUAUAGCAUGUAACUUUUUGGUAUAGCAUGUAACUUUUUGAGAAUGGCUUCUUUCUUGUUUCACUCUGUGUAAUAUCCUUGAGAUUCAUCCAAGUUCUUGCAUGUGUCAGUGGUUUGUUCCUUUUUAUUGCUGAGUGGUAUUCUGUUAUCUUGAUAUACCAUAUUAUUUAUACUGUUACCCCCUGAAGAAUAUUUAAGUUGUUUUCAGUUUUGACAAUUAUA
Lemur catta (Ring-tailed lemur) is the source of this 3214-nucleotide messenger RNA. RefSeq names its product RAD21 cohesin complex component like 1 (gene RAD21L1). Gene Ontology annotation, molecular function: chromatin binding; protein binding. Bases 112 to 1797 code for a protein of 561 amino acids. Gene Ontology annotation, biological process: replication-born double-strand break repair via sister chromatid exchange; synaptonemal complex assembly; mitotic sister chromatid cohesion. The transcript has 14 exons. Gene Ontology annotation, cellular component: synaptonemal complex; cohesin complex. Lineage: Eukaryota; Metazoa; Chordata; Mammalia; Primates; Lemuridae. The record is from RefSeq and is a predicted model, not a curated record.